Messenger RNA from Hemibagrus wyckioides, 3180 nucleotides. RefSeq names its product G protein-coupled receptor 37a (gene gpr37a). The coding region runs from base 390 to 2072 and encodes 560 amino acids. Gene Ontology annotation, biological process: adenylate cyclase-inhibiting G protein-coupled receptor signaling pathway; positive regulation of MAPK cascade. Gene Ontology annotation, cellular component: signaling receptor complex; plasma membrane. Gene Ontology annotation, molecular function: prosaposin receptor activity; G protein-coupled peptide receptor activity. The record is from RefSeq and is a predicted model, not a curated record. Lineage: Eukaryota; Metazoa; Chordata; Actinopteri; Siluriformes; Bagridae. The transcript is spliced from 2 exons.
AUGAGGUCAUUAGGAGUAGAACACAGGAAUAGUUUUAUUAGGGUUAGAAUAAUUUCAGUACAAAAGUGUGCAAUGUUAAGAGUCUUAUAUGAAAUGAUUGUGUGUGAUUCCGCCGAGGGGCGCUGUUUUCGAGCUUGGUGUUCGGCUGGUGCACAGCAGGAGUAGAGGAGAGAAAAGUAAAACUCCUCCACUUCUCCUCCAUCAGCAUGCUGAGAGCCACACAGCACGGAACCGUGGAGUUUAUCACUCAGCAGCGCAGGAACCGGGGAGUCGGGACUACAACCGUGUCUCUGUAAAAUCGAUGGAUCCUUUAUAAAAGACUGGAAAGCCCUUUUUUUUUUUUUUUAGAGUAUGGUUUCUCGGAGUGUUUAAGGGUUGGUGAAAAAAACAUGGGAAUACAGUUAACAGGAUUAUUUUGUCUGCUCGUGUGUUGUGAACUUCUCUCCUACAGGUUUGGGAAGAGUUUCCACACGCACUCCGGUAAUAACGCACCGAGGUCCAGCCCCGAGAGCGCACCGUCACUUCUGACUAACAGGAAAGUCUUUAACGAAGUGGACGAAGCUCAUGUCCAGUGGGAAGUUACAGGUGUCAGGACGGACAUUAGAAGCGGAACAUUAAUUGCGCACACGGAUAAAACACUGGACACACUCGGAUCACGCGCGGACACCAGCCUGCCCUGGACGCACACACUUGAACGGAAGCGCAUGAAAGAUCCUGGGGUGUAUCGCCGAGCCAGGAGAGCUGCAAGGACAAAUCAAAGUGAAAUAGGAUCAGUAGUUAAGAAGUCGGAAAUCCUUCCUAAACCAUCAGCUCAGCAGCAGCCCACAGAGCCGCCCAGUGUCUUCCCUACACAUGACCCCGAGUUAUCUUUCCCUGAAGAGGAAUACGAGGACAGCACUCCACUCGGCCCUAUUAACACCCGACCCAGAGCUCCUGGGCUCCCAAACCCGUUUUAUCCCGUCACAGGGGAAUCAUACGCUGCGUACGCGAUUAUAUUAGUGUCUGUAAUCAUGUUCACAGCAGGGAUAAUCGGCAAUAUCGCAAUCAUGUGCACCGUGUGUCAUAAUUACUACAUGCGCAGCGUCUCCAACUCACUGCUCGCCAAUUUGGCCCUGUGGGAUUUUCUCAUCACCUUCUUCUGCUUACCCUUAGUCAUAUUCCACCAGCUGACGAAGGACUGGCUGCUGGGAGAGUUUUCAUGUAAAAUCAUACCAUACUUUGAGGUGGUUUCUUUAGGUGUGACUACGUUCUCACUUUGCGCUUUGUGCAUCGACCGUUUCCGAGCCGCAUCCAACGUGCGAAUGUACUACGAAACCAUCGAGAACUGUGCUUCCACUGCAGCUAAGCUGGCUGUGAUCUGGCUGGGUGCUCUUCUUCUGGCCUUGCCCGAGCUGUUAAUCCACCAGCUGGUAACAGAGGAGAGAGAGGUGCCUGCUGAGGAGCUCCCUGAGGUGGUUAACAAGAUGCUACCCAGUGAGCGCUGUAUAAUCCGCAUCUCUACAACACUCCCCGACUCCCUUUACGUGCUGGGACUUACCUACGACGGAGCCCGUCUGUGGUGGCACUUCGGCUGCUACUUCUGCCUGCCUACUGUUUUCACCAUUAUCAGCUCAGUGGCGACAGCUCGGAAGAUACAGCAGGCUGAGAGGACGAGCGUUCGAGGGCAGCGUGAGCAGAUACACCUGGAGAGACGGAUGAACUGCACGGUAGUGGCUCUGGCCAUCCUGUAUGGGUUUUGUGUGAUCCCAGAGAACGUCUACAACGUCGUGUCGGCAUACAUGGCCGUAGGAAUGCCGCAACGCACUCUGGACAUCCUCCACCUGCUUAGCCAGAUGCUGCUGUUCUGUAAGUGUGCAGUGACGCCCGUGCUGCUGUUAACGCUUUGUCAGCCUUUCAGCAAAGCUUUCCUGCAAUGCUGCUGCUGCUGCCUGGACGGAUGUGGCCCACCGAAGUUGUCGAAUGGGACUAAUGGUGACAACGAGAACGAGACCACUACUGAGCUGGAGCUCUCACCUUAUAGUACAGUGCACAGAGAGCCAGCUAGCUAUGCAACUGUCAGCACACACUGCUAGGAGACUUUAACCUGUGCACAUACUGUGCUAUACCCAAACUCAUACACCGAUCAGGCAUAACAUUAUGAACACUGACAGGUGAAGUGAAUAAGACUGAUGAUCAUCUCAUCAUGGCAUCUGUUAGUGGGUGGGAUAUAUUAGGCAACAAGUGACCAUUUUGUCCUCAAAGUUGAUGUGAGAAGCAGGAAAAAUGGACAAGCCUAAGGAUUUGAGUGAGUUUGACGAAGGGCCAUCAUCAGAUCAUAACCAAAACUACAGCUCUUGUGGGGUGUUCCUGGUCUGCAGUGGUCAGUAUCUAUCAAAAGUGGUCCAAGGAAGGAAUAGUGGGGAACCGGCGACAGGGUCAUGGGCGGCCGAGGCUCAUCGAUGGACGUGGGGAGAGAAGGCUGACCCGUGUGAUCCGAUCCAACAGACGAGCUACUGUUGCUCAGAUUGCUGAAGAAGUUAAUGCUGGUUCUGAUAGAAAGGGGUCAGAAUACACAGUGCAGGACGGGUCAGGGCUGUUGUGGGGGAGCAAAAGGAGGACCAAUACCAAUAUUAGACAGGUGGUCAUAAUGCUAUGCCUGGUUGAUGUACAUACACUCUAUACCAUAUCAUACCCAAAGGAUACCACAUUAUACCAGAAUUUAUAAACAGGCUACUGUUUCAGAUCUGGUGUCUGACUUUGGGUUCUAAAUCACCUGCCAUGUUUUGGGAAAUCCCAACAAACAGACAUACAGAAUUUACAGUAUUAUAGAGCAGAUUGUCUUAGACUUGUACUGUUUACAGAAGAAACCUGUGAGCGUUAACUGUAGUUUAAAUGGAGUUCAUAGGGAUUAUGAAUUAACUUUUUGCACAGUUGUUAUAGCUACGUGAUGAAAGUUUACGUCUUAAAUUUCUUCCAAACACAAUGUAGUGUUUAUAAAGCUCGUGGAAAGUAAUGUUAAUGAGCUGGUAGUUAGAUGUAAUAUGUUGUAAAGGGAAACAAUGAUUCGUAUGAAUCAGGUGAAAAGUUUUAAAAGCCUGGCUGCCUUGCUAUGUAAGCAUUAUGUUCACUGUGUAUUUAGUAGCAGGAAGAACUGCAUCACUUCAGCUGACACUGUAAAUAAAGACUGCUAUUUUAGCUAAA